Neocloeon triangulifer is the source of this 2512-nucleotide messenger RNA. RefSeq names its product delta(14)-sterol reductase TM7SF2 (gene LBR). The record is from RefSeq and is a predicted model, not a curated record. Gene Ontology annotation, biological process: sterol biosynthetic process. Gene Ontology annotation, molecular function: oxidoreductase activity, acting on the CH-CH group of donors, NAD or NADP as acceptor. The transcript has 8 exons. Gene Ontology annotation, cellular component: endoplasmic reticulum membrane; nuclear inner membrane. The coding region runs from base 16 to 1893 and encodes 625 amino acids. NCBI's taxonomy places the organism in Eukaryota, Metazoa, Arthropoda, Insecta, Ephemeroptera, Baetidae.
CUAGGAAAUUUGCUCAUGUUGGCAGUGCAAAAGCCAGUUUGGCGCGUUGCUUGGCAAAAUUCGUUGGUGUCCGGCAAUUUUUAUUGUAAAAGCAUGUCUUGGUCUGUGGGUGCGAACGUGCUUGUGGCCAUCUCUGAACAGGAUGACCUGGCUGCCGGCAAGGUGUUGCACGAGAAUAAGAGCGGCACCGUGCGCAUCCAGCUAAAUGAUGGCUCAAAAAUCACCGUCGGACCCGACGAGGUCUUCGAAAACCCCAACAAGACCCCCAAGAGCCGUCAGCGUUCUCGCUCCCCCGCCCGCAAAAGCACUGGCAGCCGCGGCCGCAGUCCUGGACGUGGACGACCACCGAAGAGUGAAAAGAGUCCUGCUCGGGCCGCCUCUGCUGGUCGUAAGCGGUCAACCAGCAGGGGCCGCAAGCCUGCCACUACUCCUAAAACAAAGGAGGAGAAACCAGAAAAGGCCUCCACAGCCAAGAAAACAGCUGAAAAAAAGAAGCAGGAAGAGCCAACAGGUACCCCAACCAUGACUCUGCGCGUCCGUCGUUGGAACAAGGAUGAAAAUAUUGAUUCUGACACUGACGAGACAACCAAGCCUAAGAAGAAGAAUAAGGACGACAGCACUUCAAAACCGCAACUGGAGUGGGGUGGUACCAUUGGCGUGGUUUUGAUGUUUGCCGUCUUUGUCGGAGUCACCUUUGGCGCUCUUUUGAUGAUUCGAUCGGUGGCCGUGCCCCCAAAGGCCUCCUCAAAUGUCACAGAGCCCCAGGGCUCAUUCAAUCUGCGUGGAUUAGAUUGGCGCAAACUGGUCGCUCAGUGGCCUAAGUGGGACUGGAAUGCGGUCGGCCUGCUCUUAGGCUUCUGGGCCUUUGAGCUGUUGUUGGCUCUCCUGCCUGUUGGACCUAUUGAAAAUGCUCUGCCUGGAUCCACCGGACCUCGUCAAUAUCGUCGUAAUGGAUUUCUGGCAGCUGUAGUCACCGUGUCUGGCAUUCUUGGCCUUCGCCGCUAUGGAUAUGCACUGACCAAAGCCCAGCUUUUGGCUUACUUGCCUGUAUGGGCUGCUACUGGCACCAUUGUUGGAUUUAUUCUUGCCAUUUACUUCUGCUGGAAGGGUUAUCGUGUACCUGUCUCUCAGCAAAACCCUGCCGUUGCCUCUGCAGGCAAGAUCUACACUUUCUUUAUUGGAAAGCAAAUCAACCCUGUCAUUAGAACUUUCCAUGUGAAGAUGUUCUUCUUCAAACUUGGACUGACCAGCCCUGUGGUUCUGGCCCUUUUGAUUUAUCUGAAUUUUGAACCAACUGGCUACGCUCAACUAGUUUCCUUGGCUCUACCCUGCAUAUACUUGCUGGAUGCUUUGCUCUUUGAGCAGACCUUCUUGACCUCUUUUGGUAUUCAGACUGAAGGAUUUGGAUUUUUCUUCACAUCGAUGAUUGGAAUCUACCCUGCGCUUGCCAUGGUUAAUCCCCUCUAUGUCAUAACUGCUAAGGUUGAAAUGCAGACAUGGUGUGUUGUUUUCCAUUGUCUCGUCUUCACUGUUGGCCUGCUGAUCAACCGCCUGAGCUGCAACCAAAAGUACCGUUUCCGCAAGAAUCCCAUGGACCCUGCUGUUUCUCACUUGGAAACUCUGCCUACUGCCAGAGGCAAGAAGUUGUUGGUAUCGGGAUGGUGGGGACUUGUGCGUCAUCCCAACUAUUUUGGUGACAUACUGAUGCAAAUGUCCUUUGGUCUUAAUGCUGGAUUUGGACAUGCCCUGCCUUGGUUCUUGCCUGCUACCACCAUCCUGAUGUUUUUCCAGCGCGUUGGACAGGAUCAUCGUCACUGCCAGGCUAAGUAUGGAGAUGCGUGGUCGCGGUACUGCGAAAAGGUCAAGCAACGUGUGCUGCCAAAGAUCUAUUGAUCUGUUUAGAUCUCCCUUGAACUGAAAAGAAGAACAAACUGAAUCUACAAGAAGUAUUUUGGCCUCUCUACAUUUUUGUAUGUAAAACUAUUUGUCUCGAGUACAAAAAACUAUGCCUGUUUGGAAGCUCUGGUGGGUACCAGGCUUCCCAUUGCUACAUGAAGCCAUUUUUUUACAGAACUUUUGUGUUUGUGUGACUAUUUUUAUAAUGUAACUCUACGAGUAUGAGAGAUUUGAUCGCAAAGCAAUAUGAAGGAGUGUUUGAAUAUUUGACUUUAAGUCUGGCAAAUUUUGUCAUGAAAAUAAGCUUGUUUUUUUACGGUUUGUAAAAAUGUCAUAGACUUAACCUUACUGCAUGCAGGCAGAACCAAUAUAUUUACAUUAUUUGACCGAGAUUAUGGAAUGGUUAUGAACUUUCGGAACCAGGCUUUUUAACAUUAAAACGAUCUAAAGAAUGUCAACCAUUUUUAUGUGCAGAGAAUCAUUUUAACUAAUAAAUGAGAGAAUAAUAUAAUACCAUGGCGAUUUUUUUUAAACUUUGUGUUAGCGUCAUUAUUAUAUAGGACUUCAGACUUCAUUCAUCAUUGUAUUCUUGGGAUAUCAUUAAAAUUGUCUACAU